Molecule: messenger RNA, 487 nt
Organism: Paramecium sonneborni
Lineage: Eukaryota; Ciliophora; Oligohymenophorea; Peniculida; Parameciidae
Source: the annotation of a GenBank genome assembly
AUGGAUAAAUCAUCUAUAAUUUCUAGAAAUAACAGUCUUGAAUAAAUAAACAUAAGUCUAUAAAGUAGGCCUAAAAGAUUUUUCUAAUCCAAAACAUCGAUAAGUAUUUUAAACGAGCAAAAUUGUUUUACGAGAACGUUGCCUUUAAAUAAUAAUGCAAAUGAGGAAUAAUAAGAAUUAAGUCUUUAAGCAUCCCCAACUAAUAAUUAAUUGUAAUUAAGUAUAUUAAAAUAGCAAUUUACCAGAGAAUGCAGAUAAUCAAAUUAUACCAACUUAGAUUUUCUGCAAAAAAUGCAACAAAAUAUGUUUGACUUUAGUUGAGAAACAUUUUGAUAUUUUUGCAUUAGGGAUUACUAUCGUAACUCUAAUUUUAUGCUGGCCCUUUAUAUGUUACAUUUGUUAAUCUUUGGAAUGCAAAAAUAUCUUACAUUAUUGUCCUUAUUGUCAUGAAUAAGUUGGUUUGAGACCAUACAAAAUUUUAUGUUGA